Messenger RNA from Menidia menidia (Atlantic silverside), 1573 nucleotides. Lineage: Eukaryota; Metazoa; Chordata; Actinopteri; Atheriniformes; Atherinopsidae. The record is from the annotation of a GenBank genome assembly.
AUGGGCCGCUUUAAACACCAGGAGAACCUGCUUCAGUACCACAGCACAACAGUCACAGAAGGACCCCCAGCCUCUCCAUCUACCUCCGCCUCUACCGCCGUCUCUAUCCUUCCAAGCAGCAGCCCUGCUGGAAAUACCACAACCCUGGGUCCUCAAACAGCAACAUCAGGAGUUACAGAACACACUGCAGAGACAACAGAAACUCAUUCACCUACUGCUGCAACCAGUCUAACCUCCGAUGACACUGCUCGUACUACGAUUAAUGUCACCACCCUUCAGCCAACACCACCAGCAACCAGCAGCAGCUCCAUCACUGCGGCCCCAUCCACUCCCAGUCCAGUCAUAGUAUGUCCUGCAAUCCCAUGUCCUCCUGAAAGUGUAUGUCUUAACGGGACAUGCCAGUGCCUCACCGGUCGCUACUUACUGAACGGACGUUGUGAAUCUGGUCAAGUGUUCCCAGGCAGCCUUCACGUCACCUCUUUGAAUUUUACAAAUGAGAUGAGCGACAGGUCCUCAAGAGCAUUUCAGGAAACAGCAGCCAUCAUCUCCGAGCCUCUCAGAGAAGCCCUGAAAAAUGUGCCAGGGUAUCUACAGACUGAUGUGGUUGAACUUAAACCCGGAAGCGUGGUUGCAACAGUGAAUAACAUCUUUCAAGACACCACUGAAACCGAACAGUCUGUCGAUGAGAUCAUUAAAAAGGCCUUAUCCAAUUCAACGGGUGUGCUGAGUGACGCAACAUUCACAAUUACGAAUCUGUGUGAGCAGACUCCUGAACCUUGUCAAGUGUCCACUACUUCGUGCAAGAAUAUAAAUGGCCAGCCGGUCUGCUCCUGUAAAGACGGCUACGUCUCUGACGUGUACUCAAACACCAGCUGCAGAGCCUGUCCGAGUGGGCAGAGAAAAGUGGGUGAAGAGUGCCAACCAUGUUCAUUUGGGUACGCCGGCUUCAACUGCAAUGACUCCUCUCUGCUGGCAUUGGUAAUCGUGUCCUGCGUACUUGGAGGAAUUCUACUCAUCCUGAUCCUGGCUUUUCUCAUUUAUUGGUGCUGGAGGAAAUGUUCAGAGAGCAAGUCCGGCGAUAACACCAGUCCGUACUCAUCAGAGGACUCUAGCAAGCCUUGGCCUACUGCCAUCACCCCCAUCCCGCGGGCCAGCAGCAACUGGGAUGCAGCCCCCUCCAUCGAGAUGGCAGAGGGGGGCAGCACUCACACCCUGGUGGACAAAAAGCGUUACAGCAACGGCUUAUCCGCAUCAUAUGAUCUGAACCCAGAAGAUAUGAAGACCUUCAAGGGGAAAAAUACAUCACGUUACUCAUACCUGGUCCAAGGUCAUGAGAAUCCCUACUUCCUACCAGGAGAUGAGAAGAGAAACUGAGGUGGGGGAAAUUUAGAAGGAAAUUAGGACAAAACAGAAGCAUUUCCUGAGCAGAAGAUAUUUAUCAACAUAAAACAAAGUCAUGAGGAAUGAAGAAUGAUAAAUGAAACCCUUCAGUCUUAACAGUAACCAAAGAGAAAGAUUAAUGAAGAGACAAAAUAUUUUUUUAUAUGUGAGGUUGUUCCAUGUAUGCUGUUAA